Molecule: messenger RNA, 825 nt
Organism: Cavia porcellus (domestic guinea pig)
Lineage: Eukaryota; Metazoa; Chordata; Mammalia; Rodentia; Caviidae
Product: zinc finger protein 709-like
Exons: 1
Biological process (GO): regulation of gene expression
Cellular component (GO): nucleus
Source: RefSeq, a predicted model, not a curated record
GGAGAUAAACCAUGUGUAUGUAAGCAAUGUGGGAAAGCUUUUAACAUACGUGCAAGUUAUAAGGUUCAUGAAAGAAUUCACACUGGAGAGAAACCAUAUGUAUGUAAGCAAUGUGGGAAAGCUUUUAAAACACAGGGAGAUUGUAAGAAUCAUGAAAGAAUUCACACUGGAGAGAAACCCUAUGUAUGUAAGGAAUGUGGGAAAGCUUUUACCAGACCUGGAUGUUGUAAGAAACAUGAAAGAAUUCACACUGGAGAGAAACCCUAUGUAUGUAAGCAAUGUGGGAAAGCUUUUACCAGAACUGGAUUUUGUAAGGAACAUGAAAGAAUUCACACUGGAGAGAAACCAUAUGUAUGUAAGCAAUGUGGGAAAGCUUUUAACACACAUUCAAAUUGUAAGGUUCAUGAAAGAAUUCACACUGGAGAGAAACCCUAUGUAUGUAAGCAAUGUGGGAAAGCUUUUACCAGACCUGGAUUUUGUAAGGAACAUGAAAGAAUUCACACUGGAGAGAAACCAUAUGUAUGUAAGCAAUGUGGGAAAGCUUUUAACACAUGGGGAUACUGUAAGCAACAUGAAAGAAUUCACACUGGAGAGAAACCCUAUGUAUGUAAGCAAUGUGGGAAAGCUUUUAACACACAUGCAAAUUGUAAGGUUCAUGAAAGAAUUCACACUGGAGAGAAACCCUAUGUAUGUAAGCAAUGUGGGAAAGCUUUUACCAGACCUGGAUUUUGUAAGGAACAUGAAAGAAUUCACACUGGAGAGAAACCAUAUGUAUGUAAGCAAUGUGGGAAAGCUUUUAACACACGUGCAAAUUGUAAGGUUCAU